AAAAAAUCCAGGAGCUAUAUUUUGAAAAGCAACGUUUUUUUAAAACUUGUUAAUGUAUCUAAUAUUGUUUACUGCAGCGUUUGCAAUUCACGGCACUAGUUGUCAAGAAGAUUUUUGGUCAGAAUGGCAGGAAUGGUCGGCUUGUAUUGAAUCUAACGGUAGUGAAGUGAUGAGUAGAAAACGAUUAAGUAUAUCAAAGUUGUAUCCUAGCAACAGUAUAGAAGUAAAAGAUUGCUAUGGUGACAAAAUAUGUAAAGAAUCUGUCUUUAUUAAUCAAACUAUACAACUGUCACAACUAAGUGUUCUAGCAACUUUAAAAAAUUUCUACAAAGAUUUUGUUUUAUCAUUUGAAGUCUACACCCCGAAAUCUAAGAAAGAGUUAAAUGGUAACAUUGUUCAGUUGCUUGAUAGUGACUACAACGAAUGUUGUCCUUUGGCUCACUAUUUCUCCGGACGCUUAAAGAUAUAUUCAGGAACAGGCAGUCAAUUCUUUGUGUCAAAGCAAAGAGUUGAAGUAAAUAAUUGGCAUUCAGUUCAAGUUCAACAAACUUCUAUAAAUGACAAGUACAACAAUAUUAUCACUAUAAAUGGGAAAGUUGUAACUUCCACGGUUAAUUAUGAACCGCAGGAUCUUUUUAAUAUCACUAUGUAUGCAUGUCUUGAUCCCUGUCCAGCAGGAGCAAUUAGAAACAUAAACAUAAGCAGUGAGACCAAAGGAAUUUGGUAUCAUUGGAGUGGUUGGACUACUUGUGAUAAAAGUGGGAAGACUAAAAGAUCGCGUCUUUGUGAUAACUCUUGUGGAAAAUGUGUUGGAAAUAAUACUGAAACAAUUUCUUGCCCCAAAUAAUCACCUAUUUUUUAACUUUUAACUUCUAAUUUCUUCUUAUUAUAUAAAAAUAGCCAUAAAUACAUUUGUUUAAUAUAUCCAUAAUGUAUUAAAAUAACUCCAAGUUUAAAUAAGUUAUUUUAAUUUGUUUGAAAAAAGAGUCCAAGAAAACAUUGUUGUCCUCUUUUAUUUGAAUUGUUCAUUUGUACUUUUUAGAUUUACAUCGUUUUAUUUGAGCCUUUUAUGUAUGAAGCCAUUCGUCUGAACUUUUUAUUAUGUCCAUUUUUAUUUGAACUUUUUAUAUAUGCACCCUUUUUAUUUGAUCAUUUUAUACUUGCACACUUUUUGGUUGUUAAUCAUUUUAUAAAUGCAUUCAUCUAUUUGAACUUUUUAUAUUUGUAUCCUUUUUGUGAUAUAAUUGCGCCUUUUUAUUUGAAUUAUUUAUUCAUAUAUAAUAUUAAAUAAACCUUUAUACUUUUUUUUUUCAGAAAAAAGUUCAAAAAUGAUUUUUUGGACGUUAUGAAGCUGAUUUUUUAAUAAAUAUCAUAUCUAUAUUGUAUAUUAAAUAACGUAUGUGUGUGUGUGUGUGUGUGUGUGUGUGUGUGUGUGUGUGUGUGUGUGUGUGUGUGUACGUAUAUAUUUAUAAAUAUAACCAAAAAAGUGUGUGUGUACGUAUAUAUUUAUAAAUAUACACUCACAGCCAUUAAAAAUAUGACAAGUUACUACAUAAUAAUCAAUACUAAUGUUCUUUGGAUUUUAAUAUAGAAGUUGUAAAACAAUUAUUGAUUUUUUUACUAAAUUUGACGACGAAUAAAAACUGUGUUCACAUUACUCUGUAUUUACAUCUUAAGUCGAGCGUUACACUAUUAAGUGGAGUGUUAGUCAAACAAAUUCAAUAACGUUAUUUCAAUUUUGGAUAUUUUUAAAAGUUCAUCAAUAUUUAUACUAACACAAUAAAUGAAAAUAAAAAAAAAUAAUAUAGAUAAAAUUAAUUUAAAUUAUGUUUUUGAAGAGCUUUUUAAGUUAUUAAGUAAAAAAAAAAUUUUCAACUUGUGGGUUUGUUUGAUUUAACGGAAAGUUUACAACUUAUAUGUAUUAUAUUAAAUAAAAAGAAUUUUAUAGAGUAGGUAAAUGUCUAUAAAUUGUAAACUCCUAUGUAAAUUGUAUCUUAUAAAUUCUUAUAAAUUGUAAAUUCUUAUAAAUUGUAAAUUCCUAUAAAUUGUAAAUUCCUAUGUAAAUGCCUAUAAAUUGAAAACUCCUGAUUUGUGAAAGUUUUUAAAUAUUAAUGAAAAAUAUGUGUAAAUAUAAUUUAUAAAAGAUUUUACACAUUUUA
Messenger RNA from Hydra vulgaris (swiftwater hydra), 2159 nucleotides. RefSeq lists its product as uncharacterized. Lineage: Eukaryota; Metazoa; Cnidaria; Hydrozoa; Anthoathecata; Hydridae. The record is from RefSeq and is a predicted model, not a curated record.